AACGCCUUUCGUGACGCAACUUACCCCCAUAAGUAUGACCCUCCGGCCGCACUCCAUCGCCCACCAUCAUUUGAAAUGAACGCACUUUGCUUCCACUUGUUACAUACGACCACGAUCGAGCCACAAAGGAGCUUGUGAACCCUGAACAGGUCACUCCAUCAGUAUGCGCUUUGUAGCCGUAACACGCCCAGUGAACAACACAGAUGAGCCUCUCCGACUAACGAAGGAGCAAGUGUACGCCGGACUGAAAGUCAAGGCGCGCGAUCCGAUCCGAUUCGUGGCUGUCAUUGAGCACUGCAACGUCCUGAACGAGCAUACGACAGGGCUUCUGCGCGAGGUCCAGUUCAAGAACAAGCCGGAGUCCGUACACGAGAAUGUUGAGUACUUCCCUUCGGAACAGGUGACGUUCACGAUGUUCCACCCCAAGACGGGCGAACAGCUCGCGCACAUCACCAACCUCAUCAGCACUCUGCCUGAUGGCGAACUGCUGUUGACCUUCGCCUUUGCGUGGGGACCGAAUGGACCGCUCGAUGAGGGUGCCGAGGCAGAGAAGGAGGAGAAGGAAAGAGAGAAGCUUGGCUUCGAGACUAUCGAGCACACGUUGGUGGUCAUCAGAGACCUCGUCAAAAGCAAAGAUAUCUAGGGGGACAGGAAUCGCAGAAAUCAAGCUAUCGAGGGGAUGUCGCGAUGUACCAGUUGCGAAGUCAUUCGCAUUGAAGUGUGCUUGUACUCACGUAUUCCGCCGAGCCCAGCCUUAGCCUGACAAUUGGAAGGCAAUCAUCAAGGCACGUCUAAGUACUACUGUAGCUCUACUUCCUCAACCGCAGGUAUAGUUUCGCCCUCCAGUGCUUCAUCCGAAUCCGUGUCGGAGAGCCUUUCACCAUCCAGAUAGGUACCCGUAUUGGAAUUGACGGUCGUCGCCGCAGAGCCGAAGCUGAGAGAACCGCUCAUAUCCCUGACGAUUCCCGGC
This is a messenger RNA of Rhodofomes roseus, 970 nucleotides long. RefSeq lists its product as uncharacterized. NCBI's taxonomy places the organism in Eukaryota, Fungi, Basidiomycota, Agaricomycetes, Polyporales, Fomitopsidaceae. Bases 164 to 643 code for a protein of 159 amino acids. The transcript has 3 exons. The record is from RefSeq and is a predicted model, not a curated record.